UUAUACUUUUCUCAGUUUUCUGGCUAAUUUUCAAAGUGUGUUUGGUGUAGCGUUUUGUUGAUUUUGUUCGGAGUUUGAUCAUUGAUCCUUUUGGAAAACGUGGUGUUAAGGGAACGUUUCUGAGACUUGAUUGUGAAGCGAUAAGUAUCGGAGCUUGCUUGGAAGUGAAAAGGCAUCGCGUCUCUUCCCGUUGAAAAUUCGGCGGAGAUUUCAAAACCGGAGACAGUCAUGGCAGUUACGAAGACAGCAGCGAGUACCGCGGCGGCAGCACAGUUGGAACGCGCUCAAACUCUUUCAAAGACCCAGCCUAAAGAGGCGUUUGACAUUUUGAACGCCUUGGUUCGCUUGGACGUUGAUAUGAAGGAUGAGGAAAGCGUCAGAAUAAAGGAGCAGAGCAUCAUCGAACUGGGAAAGUUGCUCUCCAGGGGAAAGCAUGUUCUCGAGCUUCAAGAAUUAAUCAAAUUCAGCCGCCCCUUCCUCAACAUGAUCAGCAAGGCGAAAGCAGGAACAUUGGUGCGUGCGCUGGUGGAUUACUAUUUGGAUAUGAAUAUGGAUACUGUCUCCGAGAUUGAAUUAUGCCGAGAAUGCAUUGAAUGGGCAAAAAACGAGAAACGAACGUAUCUGCGCCAGGCACUUGAGGCUCGAUUGCUGAACUUAUACUAUGACAAAAGCCGAUAUCAAGAGGCGCUCCAACUGGCCAGUGUGUUGCUGAAGGAACUGAAGAAAGUCGAUGACAAACAGCUGCUGGUCGAUGUUCAGCUGAUUGAAAGUAAAACGUUUUUCGCACUGGGAAACUUGCCUAAAUCACGUGCGGCUUUGGUUACCGCUCGCACUACCGCCAAUGCCAUUUAUUGUCCACCCCGGAUGCAAGGCCAGCUCGAUCUCCAGUCCGGGAUUAUCCACGCCGCGGAGGAUGUCGACUUUCGCACCGCGUAUUCAUAUUUUUAUGAGUCAUUCGAAGGCUUCGACGGAAUUGACGAUAAGCGCGCAAUUACGGCGCUGAAAUAUAUGCUGCUUUCGAAGAUCAUGCUUAAUUCACCGGAAGAUGUGAAUAUCAUUGUUGACGGAAAGUUGGCCUUAAAGUACGUCGGGAAGGAUGUGGAAGCUUUGAAAGCUGUUGCCAGAGCCAGCUCCGAUCGGUCUUUAUCUGAUUUCCAGAAAGCUUUGGAGACGUUCAAAGAACAACUGGUCGAUGAUCCUAUUAUUCGUUCCCACCUGGAUAACUUAUACCAGAUGAUGCUUGAGCAGAAUCUUACGCGCAUUAUUGAACCGUAUUCCCGUGUGCAGAUCGAUCAUAUUUCAAAACUUAUCAAUUUGGACCAGCAAAUUGUGGAGAAGAAGCUCUCGCAGAUGAUUCUGGAUAAAGUCCUGCCGGGUAUUUUGGAUCAGGGACAAGGUGUGAUCGUUUUGUAUGAAGAUAAUCCCGUCGAUAAAACAUACGAAGCGGCCUUGGGAAGUGUCGGACACUUCAAUAAAGCGCUCGAUCAGCUCUUCCAGCGAGCAAAGAAAUUGUCGUAAUCUUUGAUCUUCUCCGUUACAACUAUGCAAUUAAAGUUAUGAUCACGUUUUGUACCUUUACUAGGCAGCGGUACUCUGUCUGAUACACUCUGUCUGAUGCUACCAUUGUUUACUGUUCUUAAUGUGCUUAAUUACAAUUGAUUAAACUGAAUCGAAAGCUGA
Paramacrobiotus metropolitanus is the source of this 1680-nucleotide messenger RNA. Its product is annotated as 26S proteasome non-ATPase regulatory subunit 11A-like. Gene Ontology annotation, biological process: ubiquitin-dependent protein catabolic process. The transcript has 11 exons. Gene Ontology annotation, molecular function: structural molecule activity. NCBI's taxonomy places the organism in Eukaryota, Metazoa, Tardigrada, Eutardigrada, Parachela, Macrobiotidae. Gene Ontology annotation, cellular component: proteasome regulatory particle, lid subcomplex. The coding region runs from base 229 to 1518 and encodes 429 amino acids. The record is from RefSeq and is a predicted model, not a curated record.